CGCACCCUUCGUCGUUACGCCCUCGUCCACGCCCGUGAUCCUAACAAUGCAGAUCGCGCAAGAUGUCUUUUCCGCGGCCACCUCGUCCCUCACCACCAAGGCGGGCAGCUUACGACACGUACGUGCUCCGCAUCGCCCUACCCCCACCAUCCAGCCCCGCAUUGCACUAGCUAACCUGACCCCCACCCUUCCCCCGCGCAGUUCGCCCGCUUCGGCGCGCUGAGCGUCGGCGUCUGCAGCGGCAUAAUUGCAGUGGUAAGUCCUCCCCUUCCGGCCUCCCCCCCUUCCGCCCUUUUUUUUUCUUCCCGUCUAACACGCUCUCCGGCCGUCUGCCUCCCGACCUGCGCAGUCCAACCACGUCAGCGCGCGCGAGGCGGCGUACAAGGCCGCGCUAGCCGACCGCGAUCAGCAGAUCGCCGCGCUCAAGGAGGCGAACGACAAGCUCAAGACGUCUGGCGGUACGUGUGCACGCGCGGCGCGGCGAAGCGGAGCGACGCGCCCUCGCGUCAUGCAGACGGUGCAAGUGCUGACCGUGAAGGCUGUCUGCGUGCGUGCUCGCCGAUGCAGUGGCGAAACCCUCGUCUGGGGACCCCGUGCAGGACUGGAUCGACUCCCUCGCCGAGUAGGGCGCUGCCGCGGGCGCCUCGGCUGCGCGGGUCGGCGCAAGCGUUGGGACGGCCGGAAACGCCCGCGCGCACCGGCGCGCAGCGCGCGUCGCUUGGGCCACGGGACGCGCGCGCCGCGGCUGUCGCAGCGCGGCGAGGUGCCGCGCGUGUCUGGAUGGACGCCGUGUGGAGGUCGCUGGCCGUGGCACCAGGCCGGGUGCACUGCGGUGCGAUUUAGGAUAUGCGCGGGUCGCGCGAGGAUAAACAGUUUUGCACGCUUGCGUUGGCGUUUUUGGGCACCGGCGGGGGCGGGAUGCGUGGCGGGGGUGGGUUAUGUGAACGAGCGUACGCGUUCGGGACAGAGCCUUCUACGAUGGCGCAGGCUGGCCUGACGGGACGCCGUACCGUAACCGUCUGAUCGGGCGCGCUGCCGCGACUCGCCUUGUUCGAUGAAGGCGGCCGGGUGAUGUGGAUGAGGACCCGGUCGGCGGGACGCGCUUCAUUGCUUCUACGAUUGAAUUAUGGCGAAACUCAAAAAUUCCGAAUUUCCUUCGCGCCCCUUUCCACAGCAUUCCCAAUCCGUUUCCCGCUGUGGGCUGACAUCGCGUCGUCCGCUGCAGUCACCGACAACUCCACAUCGCCUGCCGCAUCCGCUCCCCCGGUGCCCCACCACCGCGCACUCUCUUGGCGCCAGCACCACUCCCCCGCCGCGCCCUCCCCUCCAUCCCCGCCACGAUGCCCAAGUCGUCGUCGCCCGGCGCGAAGAUGCACGCCAUCUUCCUCGCCGUCGCCUUCUACUGGUUCAUCAGCAUCACCAUGGUUUUCGUGAACAAGUCGCUGCUCUCCUCACCGGAGGGCAAGGUCGACGCCCCGCUCUUCAUCACGUGGUUCCAGUGCGUCGUCACCGUCAUCGCCUGCUACAUCAUGGGCGAGAUGGGCGUGGCCAACGUCCCGCGCUUCGAAAUCAAGCGCGACAUCCUGCGCCAGAUGCUCCCGCUGUCGGCUAUCUUCACCAUGAUGAUGGUGUGCAACAACCUGUGUCUCAAGUACGUCGAGAUCUCGUUCUAUCAGGUCGCGCGCUCGCUCACCAUUGUCUUCAACGUCAUCUUCGACUUUGUCGUCCUUGGCCAGCGCACGUCCCCCUCGGCCAUGCUAUGUUGCGCCCUCGUCGUGUCCGGCUUCGCCCUGGGGAAUCAACAGGAGCUGCGCUGGUCCCUGCAGGGCGUCCUGUUCGGCGUGUCGGCCAGCUUUUUCGUCGCCAUGAACGCCAUCUUUGUCAAGAAGAAGUUCCCGCUUGUGGACAAUGACCCGUGGAAGCUCACCCUGUACAAUAACCUCAACGCCUCCAUCCUCUUCAUCCCGCUCAUCAUCGCCUUUGGAGAGCCCAGCGUCAUCAUCGCGUCAGCUAACAUUGUCAAGCUCAAGUUUUGGUCCAUGAUGACCGCCGGAGGCGUUUUCGGAAUAUGUAUAUCUUUUGCGGUUGCCGCUCAGAUUAAGUUUACCUCGCCAUUGACGCAUAAUGUAUCGGCAACGGCAAAGGCCGCGGCGCAGACCGUCUUGGGGCUCUUGAUUUAUAGGAAUCCGAUUACCUUUUGGGGAGGCGCUAGUGUGGCGGUUAUUCUGAUGGGCUCGCUCAUGUACACGCUUGUGCGUCGCGCAGAAAUGAAGAAGAACAUGGCGGCUGACGCGGCUGCUGCCAACACCCCCCCAUUAGAAAAGCCACUGCUAUCGGCUGAAACAGCACAAGAAGAAAAGGAUACGCAGUAG
This is a messenger RNA of Chondrus crispus (carragheen), 2372 nucleotides long. Its product is annotated as GDP-fucose transporter. Gene Ontology annotation, cellular component: Golgi apparatus. Bases 1341 to 2372 code for a protein of 343 amino acids. Gene Ontology annotation, biological process: protein O-linked glycosylation via fucose; GDP-fucose import into Golgi lumen. NCBI's taxonomy places the organism in Eukaryota, Rhodophyta, Florideophyceae, Gigartinales, Gigartinaceae. The transcript has 2 exons. The record is from RefSeq and is a predicted model, not a curated record. Gene Ontology annotation, molecular function: antiporter activity.